Molecule: messenger RNA, 1079 nt
Organism: Danaus plexippus (monarch butterfly)
Lineage: Eukaryota; Metazoa; Arthropoda; Insecta; Lepidoptera; Nymphalidae
Product: hsp70-Hsp90 organising protein-like
Exons: 5
Coding region: 139-864 (241 amino acids)
Molecular function (GO): Hsp90 protein binding
Source: RefSeq, a predicted model, not a curated record
GUCAAAUUUGAUUUGAUUUAAAAUAUGGAGCUGAAUCCUUGAAUACUGAAUAAUUGAAUUCAAUAAUUUGUCAUAUUUUAUAAAUACAGACAAAAAGAAAAGGAAAUUUCAAUCAAUAAAUAAUCACGUUUGCUUAAUAUGGACGAGUCAAAGAAAAAUACACAAAACUUCAGUGUUGAGGAUUAUAAAAAUAAGGGCAAUGAAUGUGUUAAGGAUGGAAAAUAUAUUGAAGCUGUAUUACAUUACACCCAUGCAAUUAAAAUGGACCCUCAAAAUUAUGUUUUAUACAGCAACAGGUCUUUUGCAUUUCUGAAAUUAGGUCAACAUUAUUUAUCUUUACAGGAUGCAAAUGAAACAGUCAGGCUUCAGCCUCAAUGGGCAAAGGGAUACUUUCGCCGUGGAGAGGUUGAAGCUGCUAGUGAACUAUAUGAUGAGGCAAUAAUAUCAUACACCAGGGCUCUACGACUUGAACCACAUAAUACAAAGUUGAUGGAAUCGAUAAAAAAUAUUACUAAAAUUCAACAAAAUAAAAUUAAAAAUUCACACAAUGUUAUAUGGUUGAGCACUUGUGUGGGUUUCAUUAUUGGUAUAAUUGUCGUUAUAUUGGAUUAUACCCUGACUGAAAAACCAACAUUAUCACAUCCAUUUAGCAUGGUGGCAUUUUCAAUGGCUUUAGCAGGUGUGGGUUGGGUUCUAGGGAAGACUGCAACCAUGAUGUCUGCUCUAGGAGCAGGGAAAUCAAUACAGCCACCACCAGAUCUAGCUUCUCAUUGUUGUGAGGAACAUGAACACACAUUGCCAGAAAAGAAAAAUAAAUAUAGCAAAGCUCAAGCCAGACAAAGAUACAAGCAGGGAAAACUUUAGUCAUUUUCAACAUUUCUCUAAUUGUAUGAUGUAAAUAAAUUAUUUAGAUGUAUUUGUUAGAUAUAAAAGCAUUUUUUAAUGUUUAACUUAUGUAUACUUUUUAUUCCAUUUGAAUUUAUAUAACCAAAUUUGGUAUAAGUAUAACUUUUUGUUGAAUUUAAAAGACAUGUUUGAAAGAUUUUAUAGGACUAUUAAAUAAUAAUUAAAUAACAAUA